Messenger RNA from Linum trigynum, 4693 nucleotides. NCBI's taxonomy places the organism in Eukaryota, Viridiplantae, Streptophyta, Magnoliopsida, Malpighiales, Linaceae. The record is from the annotation of a GenBank genome assembly.
AAUUUUAAUUUUCUGAAAAAUCUACGCAUAAAAUUAAACUGGCCGGUUAAGAAAAAGAUAAAAGUACUGGCCGGUGAAAGUUCUUCAUUUGGGCCGGAAUUAAAUUGGUAGGCCCAAAUUCUUUAGCCUAUCGCAAACGCAAAGACAACAAAGAACAAACCCUCCUUCACCUACGCCCAAGGAACCGGGUGAGCCUUCCCCACCGGAAUCCCAUAUCCCUAACCUAGCAACCGCUACCUCUGACCCUCUGCCUCCGCCACCGCCUGUCGCACCCGACCACCGCCACCGCCUUUCUUAACCACCCACCGCCACCGAGUCUUCCCCUCUGAUUUGCGUCUAUCUCAAUCAGCUACCGCCACCAGCCCACCCCCACCCCGAGAACACAAAACCCCAAGUAAGCUUCCCCUGAUUCUCCCUCUUCGUUUUCUUCUUAGCUUCCGAUGAACCGCUACCAUCUUCAAUUUGCACCUUGUCGUGUAGUUUUUGUCUGAUUUCUUAUGUGAAAAACCGAAUGAGCCAGGUUUAGAAGUGUAUCCUGAUCAACUUUUAUUUGGGAUCCCUCUACGGGCAGACUGUGCAGAUCCUGUUUGUCUAAUUGCAUUUUUGUAAUUGUAUGCCAACUUUUGUCUAAUUUUGUUACUGAAUUUAGUAGUUACAGAACGCAAUCAAAGUCUGCAGAUGUGAAAUAACUUCAACUAUCCAUCACUACAUGUUCAAGUUGUAAGCGAAGCAUCUUGCAAAAUAACCGGAGAAAUGAUGGUGUUUUGUUUUCCGCAACAGGUUCUCUUUAGACAUGGAAGAUGUCAUCACAGAAAUCCCACCGCCUUCAAGAUUCUUCCAGGAAGAUCUCAAUAACUUUGCACCUCCUUCGCAGCCUCUUCCUUCCCCUUUUCUCUUGUUCUCUGACCCUAAAACUGAACCACUCCGCCCAUCUCUUUUGAUCAUUGCAAUAUCGCCUCCAUCCUUGUAUCUCUUCGAUAAUCUGUGCACCAAGACUCUGAUUGGAAGCCUCAUACUACCAGAGAUCCCUUUCUCAGGAAACUCUAUCGAACCAACUCCUGCCGACAAGUGCUGCAAUAUCUACGAGCUCAACGGUGCUGCAAAUUUGACUCUGCUUGUGUCCCUGAAGUGUCCCGUGAGUGCUGAGAGGUUCAACAUAGUUGCAAAACUGCUUGUUGGUAAGCAAAUCAUCCCCGAGAGGGUUCUGAUUUUGGGUUCAGUUCAGAGCCAGAAUUUCCGCGGGAAGCUAUCACCGGAUGAGACUUACGCAUUCAAGCUGGAGACAUUAGCAGAGAGAGGAAAAGGAUCAGAUAGUGGAGCUUCAUCUUUACUGGAGGGACUAGACUACUUUCCAUCUGGUAGCAUGGUUGAUGGCUUGGCAGCUGCACUAUUGAGUCAAUGCCAGAUGAGGAACAUCAGAGGAACUCUGUGUGUUUCAUGGCCCGACCAUGGCAGUUCAGUUGUAGCUCAGGUUAGGUCACUAUUGCAGAAGAAUGUAUUACAUGGAUUUGACCUGAGUUCAUCAGCGGGAGUCGAAGAUAAGCAUUUGAGGAUAACCCAGAUCAAAGAUUAUCCUUUUGAUUCCGAGCUCUACACUUGAUGCCCUAGGUUCGUUUUUAGUUUGGAAACUACUAAGUUUCAGUUUCGUUCUCUCUUCAAGUUCUACUAAAGAUUACCCAUCUUCUCUAUAACUUGAAAUUUCAGCUUGUUGAUUCAAAGGAUCCUAGUUCCGUCUGAACAAAUUUCAUACACUCAUUGCAGUCAUUAUUUACAGUGUUCAGCAAAUGGUGAUUUGGGUUAAUUUUAAGUAAAGGUUGAUUGGAGAACUUCAUUGAUAGAAGGACUUGGUCUCGUUUUGUGGUAAAUAAAUGCUGGUUGUGACUGAGCGAGUACAUCAAGAAAUCAACCACAACAGAAAGCAAGCAAAUGAUGUAGUAAACCAUCUUAAUGUUGGGAAAUCAUUAACAGUAACUGUCAUAUACAGUGACAACAAAUACUGUGUGAAACUAUGCUUACAAGAGGGAGAAAGCCGAGAUAAAGCAACAAGCUGCUAACUUCUUCAACUGCAGCCAGGGAUGGGAACCAAAGUUUGUGCAAAUAUAUGGAAGCUUCAAUCUCUUCCCAUUGUUGUAAUUGCAGGCACUGCCGUUGAUAUAGAGUAAGAAUGAACUUUGGGCGUCGACUCUCCAUAUGGCCUCCGGCAUGCAAGGCGGACCCAUGGUGGAGAUGGUGAAUAAGAUAGACCAUGAUGACGAUAAUUCUCCUCCUCCUCCGUCAUUGAACAACCAAAGACUAAGCAACGAGUCUUGCCGAAUUUCAUGUUGUACAAGAAUAGCUAAUGAUCCUUUCCAAGCACAGAUGCUCCUCUGGAUAGACCAUGGAAGUGAUGCCUCGGGAGUUGACACCCACUCGAACUUCUCAUCGUGUGGUUUGAAGGAAAGCACCAUACCAGAACUGCUCUCCAUCCAAUGCACUCUCCCGUUGUUGGUUGUGACUGGAGGUUUGUGAAAGUGUGGCUCCCGGUACUCAGUAGCAGUAAAGAUGGCGUGGAAGCUCUCGUCUUGGAUUUCUGUCCAACGCCUUUCAGCCCAGUUUAGAACCUGCUGCAGAAUCGUAACCAAAUCCAGCAAUCGUGUGAUUGCGAGGAAGAUUUUUUCCGGCUGGUGAACGUCAAAGCAGAAUUGGUCCGUGGCUGGAUUCCACAGCACCCAGUAUCCUCGUGUGCCGAGGAUGAAACAGACUAGGCCGUUGAAGGAUCCGGAUACGGAAACGGUUUAGAAAUUUUCCCCUAAGCAUUUUGGAAUUACUUUGUUGUUUGUACAUAGAGUGUACAAGGUUAAGCAGUAGCACUUCUACUAUAACUUAAGAGCACUUCUACUAUGCUAUAUAGUAUUGGUGCUUUAAUGUACAAUUUAAAAUUGUAUCAUAACAUUAAAUGUAUAAGUUUAGGUUGUACCAUAAAGCAAUUUGUACCAUUAUGUUAUGGUACAACUUUACAACUUGAAGUUGUAUCAUCACAUAAAGGUACAAGUUCAAGUUGUACCAUAAAAGAAUUUGUAUAAAAAGUAUAGGUACAAUCUGAAGUUGUACCAUAACAUAAAUGUACGAUUUUAAGUUGUACCAUAAAGAAAAAUCCUAUAGCACCAAUACUAUAUAGCAUUGUAAAAUUUCUCAUAACUUAAAUGUACAAGUUUUGUUUAUACUAUAAAGAGAUCUAUAAAAAAAAUAUAUAUGGGUACAACCUUAUAAAGAGAUUUCUAAAAAAAAAGUAUAUAAGUAGAACUUGAAAUUGAACAUCUAUCUUAUAGUAAAAAGAACGAGGCAAUCAACCACCAUUGCACCGUAACAAUAUGUUAGUUGACAUUAACUAGUACGGUAAUAACGAACAAUCAAACAUAUGUCUAACGAGGCCUAUAACCAUAAAAAUAUUGAUCAUGAGAAGUUAAAAUUUCCACUUUUAUUUUUCCUUCUUAUAAAUCCUGCUGUCACCCGGCCUUAGCAUACCCGGAUCCAGAACGAUACUGACUGUUUUAAAGAGGUACACCUCUUUUACUGUCUCACUAAUUACCUUCACUCUUUUACAGUUCCUCUCUUGUAUGGAGCUCUUCAUAUUAGCAAUUUUGUCCUUCAAUGAAGAAGUGAGGUUUUCUCCUAAGCUGAUUGGCCGCAUCUCCAGCUUGGAUGACCUCAAAGGCUAGCAGGGCAAACUAUAUCAAAAUGUUGGAUAGAAGUCAUUUGCAACUCAGUUACACGAUGCAUAGACACAUCAAUCGAAACUGGUUUGACACAACAACCGAAACUCAGAAAACACAAGCCUAGACAGCCUGCAACACAAACAUGACUACAGGAUUUGUGAUUCAUCAUUCACUGCAGAAACGUUUCCAGGAGAGAAAGAUCAACAAAUAUGCAGAGUCAUAGUUCAGUCGACAAAAGCCACCAAACAUAACUUAGCACACAUUUCCACCACUCGAGGCUCGCACAUAAAAGAAGUAUCAAUCUAAUCCCACACGUGUAUUGCGGGGUUCAGGUUUUACAUCUUUACACAAGGUAACACCAUACUCAGCUUGAUUCAGCAGGGGGAUUCUCCUUUGGAUGUUUAGCCCCAUAAUGAUCCCUAAGCUGAUUUUGAUUGGCUAGCUGUACCUGCACACGUCACAGCAUCACACAAUAAUGAGACGAGAAGAAACGGAUAUUGAUUAUGCUGUCGUAUAACGUAUGACAUGUGUUCUAGAUGAGAGUAAGCAAAACAAUCAGUAAAUGUAGAUAAUACUCAACAUCUGAAGUGUUUCUGGAAGAUGUAGACUCUGAAGCUGAUACAACGUUGAACCGUUAGUUUCAGUUUGUGACACUCUCAUAAAAUACUAGUUAGAUCGAUGAUUAAAUGGUUUACAAACUUCGUCAAUGUUAGAGAGGAAAUAGCGUGACAGGAGGAGGACAAAAAUACAUCAUUUUCAUAAAAUUAUUCUCAAGCAACAAGGUACUAUAAACCAAUGCAGUCAAAAUCGCGAUUCUACGCAGAAGCAUUUGGUGACCUAGAGACGUAAAAACUUGGCCAUAGAAUAAGAAAGCAACUUGAUCACACAGGUACAAUAUUUCUGCCUCAAUAUUAUUUGGUAAGCAUUACAAGUCAGCUUUUAAAUCUUCAUAAUCAUGAAAGAAAACAGCUGAGCUGAUAUAAAGUGUAAACAAUUUU